Molecule: messenger RNA, 1416 nt
Organism: Sclerotinia sclerotiorum 1980 UF-70
Lineage: Eukaryota; Fungi; Ascomycota; Leotiomycetes; Helotiales; Sclerotiniaceae
Exons: 4
Coding region: 1-1416 (471 amino acids)
Source: RefSeq, a predicted model, not a curated record
AUGGUCGCCGUCACAAUGAAGAGCGCUGUUGCAGCAGUUGUUGCUCUCGGCGCUUCAAUCGCCAAUGCUCAAUUGGAUGCAGAAGCAUAUGCUAGUGCCCCUGUCAAUCUUACAUUGUUGCCACAACCUAUCGCCAUUUCCACCUACACUGGUGACGGUAUUGUUGGUGCUCUUCACAGACCUUUGAAUACCAGCGACCCCAAGGCAAGCAUCGCCAUCAUGGUCAUGCACGCCGAGCAGGAUUACUGGGCGUUCUACCCUUGCACCCAAUUGACUGCUCGUGGAUACACCGUCCUUUGCAGUAACAAUGCUGCAUCCAAGACCUCGCUCAUGAACGAUCUUGACUUCCCAUCUAUGAUGACCAACGUCGGUGAGAUGGUUAAAUGGCUACGUAAUCAGACCUACAUCGAGAAGGUCGUUCUCUUUGGUCACAGUGGUGGUGGAGCCAUGAUUUCUGAGUACCAAAAUAUUGCUGAGAACGGAGUUUCUGCCUGUAACGGGCCUGAGAAGAUCAGCCCUUGCUCAGACGAUGUUGCUGGUCUCCCAUCUGCCGACGGUGUCAUCUUGCACGACGCCAACUACGGUCUUUCCACCAUGGGAUUCAUGAGUCUCAACGCUGCUAUCAAGAACGAAACCACUGGUCUCCGUGAUAUCGACGCAACUCUUGAUCUCUACAACACCACUUAUGGCUACAACGCCAGUGGCGGAAGCAGCAACUACACUACUGAUUUCCUGUCUCGCUGGUACACUGCUGCUGCUGCCCGUAAUAACCGUCUUCUUACCUUUGCCCAGAGUCGUGCCAAUGCCAUCAAUAACUAUAACACCUCUGAUGCGCUCUUCGAUGAUGAUGAGGGAUUCAUUAUUCCUGAUUCCAACUACUUGGGGAUGAACAACAAGGUUAUCGCUGAAGACACCUCUCUACUAUCCCACACCACCUACGCUCACCCACUCAUCCUCAACAACGGUACCGUUAGUACCCAAAUCAUCAAUACUGUCCGCGUUGCUAGCGGUUCCGAUGGCGCCUCCUCCUUUUAUGGCGGAGCCCUCAAGACCACCAUUGGCCGCUAUCUCCGAACCUUUGCCAUUAAAGUCGGUGUUGACUACAAGAUCAACGAAGACGGUAUCGACGGUGUUCAAUGGAACUCCUCUCACAUGGUUCCUAUCAACGCUAUCAAGGGUGUCAAGGUCCCACUCCUCUUGAUGGGUAAUACCGGACAUUACGAGUACUUGAAUGCCGAGAAGAUCUUCCUUGCUUCCGUCUCUAACGAUACCUCGAUUGCUUUCGUUGAAGGUGCCCAGCACGGUAUCAACCCAUGUACCGAAUGUGAGACAUAUCCUGGACAGUACAACAACACCAUUAAGAACGCUUUCGACUACCAAGCUGCUUGGUUGGAGAAGGCUGGCCGAUUCAUCUAG